This is a messenger RNA of Anopheles arabiensis, 6873 nucleotides long. RefSeq lists its product as uncharacterized. The record is from RefSeq and is a predicted model, not a curated record. The coding region runs from base 778 to 1986 and encodes 402 amino acids. NCBI's taxonomy places the organism in Eukaryota, Metazoa, Arthropoda, Insecta, Diptera, Culicidae. The transcript has 8 exons.
UUUUUACUGCGAAGGAUUCGGAAAACGGCGCCUUUGACCGCUCGAUGUCGGGAUUGUUCAUUCAGUCGGGCUUACUGUUUCCAUCGCUCAUGUAGUCGACGUAACCACCGCGUUGCAAUCCGCGAACUCUGUGUUUUACGUUCUGAAAUGCCUGCGUGUGAGUGUGUGUACUAAAGCGUCUUUAAGUGAGGAGAGUGGGUUAGGUGUCACCGUAGUGUUAGUGUCGGCAUUCAUAUAAAGCGUGGAAGCUAUAGCAAUCAGGCGUCUCCAUUUGGUAAGCACCUGGGAAAAAACACAACAAGCUGCAACAAAGAACUAUAACUAAUUUGAAUAUAAAACAUAAGAAGGAUACCGAGAUAAACAAUUACGCUGAUAACGGAAAGUGCCGAAAAGAAAAUUCGGGACCACGUCUGUUGCAAGGAAAACAAUGUUGCCUUGAAUCUUUGGUCAAAGUGAGGAAAGAAUAAUUCUCACUAAUCCUGCAUUCCGUCAGCCCCUGGACAGUGGACAAAAUAAGCGUUACUUUAGCGCGAUUUUCAUCGCAUGCCUUAUCCGAUUGGACCAAGUGAACAGUUAGAAGUCACAGAACCAACCGGCCAAGAAUACACGUAAUCUGACUGAGUGCCAUAACCGGGCAAACUUAAAAACGACGGUGGCGAUUGCAGGCGCGGAGAAGUCCAAACGACGAAAGGAAAGGCAAAGAUUAUCAAUCUGUUAUUCAUCCAAACCAUCCGCGGCGGCAUCAUCCGCUAUGGAUGAGGAGUUGGAACGGAAACUAUGAGCAAUCGUGUGAGGGCUCGAGAGCCCCCAGCGUGGAAGCAACCGAGUGCCAUGCCGCAGGCAAUGUCGGACACGGCAUUUAGUAGCAGCACCAGCUAUUAUAGCAGUAGAAGCCAAGCACCGUUUGGGUUGGGCACUAGCCUUACUAUCAGCAGUAGACGAAGCACCAAGAUGACCGGCGGCAGGAUUUCUCAAUCCGCUUCCGUGCGCUGCAGGCUGCUGCAGUCUUCCGGAAGAUCACUUAUUUCGCGUCGCUUCUUCGCCAACAACCUUUCCGCUACUGUUCCUAUCGUUCUGCUGUUGAUAACAUUUGCCAGCGACUUUGCCUAUCUCAGCGGCAACUCUGAUGGGGGCGGAGUGCUGGCCGAUGAAGUGACCACUACUCCACCCGAAGAAACCUGGACCACAUCUAGUAACGAAAAUGUGGGCACGGGAGAGGCGGCUCCGUUUGAUGCAUCUACUCGCGGUAGUAAAAAGUUUGGUGAUAAAUGUGAGAGCACCACUGAGUGUGGCUUCGCCGGAUCGUUCUGCGAUCCGAAGAAGCAUACAUGUCAGUGUACUGUCGAUUUACCAGCAACUAAUCAUAUCGACAAAUGCGGAAAAAAACGACAAGUGAACGAAUCAUGCUUCUUCAGUGAACAAUGCGAAGCUGUGACCGAACAAACCGAGUGUCGUGAUGGAAGAUGUAUCUGCCUUUUCGAGAUGAACCCUUUCUUCAAGCCAGAUGGAAGCGUCGAGUGCCGAGCUCCGAUCAAUAAACCGAUCGAACCGGAGAAGUACAUCGAUCCCGCAAUGAUUGGUGUCCUAGUCGCAAUGGCAGUCAUGUUCAUCAUCAUUUGUGUAGUUCUCCGCUUGUUCAGCAAGGCACGUUGGCGUGAAAAUCGAACGAUCUUCAAUACACCGAACCCGCGAUUGAUGAAUGUUUCGCUUCUACGGGACAACAAACUCCUGCACGGCCAAGAACGACGCGGCUCACGCAUGUCCGUACGUUUACCAUCUCGUCAGCCUAGCAUGGCAUCACUGCGACCGCAUUCACCGAAUGCAUCGAUAGGUAAGAUAGGCUCACGGCGUGGUUCCCGCGGAAGCAGUAACGCAUCGGCAACUUCCACCAAAUCCAACCGUAGUGCAAACCAUCACAUAAAGGACAACGGUACAACACACCCGAACGAGAGUGUUACGGUUGAGAUCGCGGAGAUUAAAACGUAAAUUGAUAACAAACACAGGAGAACAGAACAAUGGGAAAACGAUAAAGAAAAUUACAAAACCGCAAAAGAGCGCCAAAACGGUAAACUAUAUGUAUGUGUAUUUCAUUUUUGUUAUGUUUUGCCUUUAAUUGUGAAGCUCUCCCAAAGCAUUAAUCAAGGCCUCAUAUAUAAGGCAUAAUUUAAAUACUAUGUCCUAUGAACCAUCCGGCUUCCGACAACUUACCAUUUUAGGGACCACAAAACGACGCGUUUCACUAAAGAGCCCAAAACCUUCUAACAGUAGAAGCACAAUUUAGUAAUUGAAUUAGUCGCACGAAGAUCCAAACAAUUGCACACAAACACUGGCUCUAGCGCACGGAUUGUAUUGCAGAUAUUUUUUAACUAAAUAUAGUGCAUAUUUGCUAAAUGAAAUGUUCUGCUGCUGUAAAGGUGAGAGAAGAAAAAACAGCUGAUGGUAGUGAAAUAAAUAUCGAUCUUGCUCCCUGCAAAGAGAAAUGAUCUAAUUAGUUUUGAGAGCCAGGAAUACAUUGUAACAGGAUGACAUUUGAUUUCAUUAUGCCUUCAUUUACGCUGUUAACUGUAUCAACUGUGCUGCUUAAUGAGAAUGCAUACAAAUUGAUUACAUGAACUCGAUUAAAUAUGCAUUCUUGCAACCCGGUGUGCAGAAAAUAAAGAUGGUGAUUACAACAACAGAAAGGUUGAAUACAUUUACUGACUAACAACACAUUUAGAAACAAGUUUAGGUGCACUACAUAAGACAAUCGAAGGAUGAAAAACAAUGACGAACAAAUAUCAAGAUCAUGAGAGAGGGGGGAAAAUUUUCCGUGCAGCAUAAAAUCAUCCGUGAUAGCAGGAAAGACAGAUUAUGAUAAUGACUACAUAAAAAUGAAUGAUACAAGCAAAACAACCUACAUGAGAUAGCGAAACUGAAACAAAUUUAGAACGAAAAAAUGCUUCGACCGAUGAUCGUUUAUCCUGUUCGUGAUGAAAAUCUGAUGAAUGGAUCUUGCGUGUGCUAUCAAUGCAACAGUGUCCAGAAGUUUCGAAUGAUAACAAAGAUGGUUAAAACAUAAAGAGGAGGGGUGAACCUGAAAAUGUAUCAUGCUUUAACAUAAUUUAAUAUUGAUAAGAAACGCUUUCUCAUCAGUAACAUAACAUUGCUAGAUCUCAUAAGUAGAGUAGAAAAAAACAUCGGUUUUGUUUGAAAAUUAUAUUAAACAUUCAGCUACAUUCAUUGCUGGACGGUUAUUUGUGAUCUUGUUUUAAAUGUACAUUUUGCUGUCGAGAAUGGAAGAAGGUAUAUUGCUUUGCGCAUUUCAUUAAAUGCUAAACGUGCUUGGCUUUCAUCGCGUUGCGAACACCUUUAUUGGCAAUGAAGAUCUCAUUAGAUCUAAAUAAUCACCAAACUUAGAUAAACUCAAACUAUUGCGAAUAAAGAAAAAUCUCUAUUGUGUACCCAUGUGAUCUAAGAUCGGACGAAACGCAAGUCCAUCUUAUUCCACUGUUGCAACUAGCAGUUGCUAUACAAGGACGAACUAUAGAGCAUAAUUUUACUCUAGAGACAACUACAAACCACAACUUGCAUGUGAUAUUACCGGAACGAAGUUCGCUUAGAACUUCGGUUCUUAGGCUUAGGCUGUAGAAGCAAAAAUCUUACUACAAUAUAAAAACGAAGAAAAAUAACAAAAACAUCAAAAAAAUGUUCAAAAAGUAAAAAAAAAAAUACUUAAACCUAUCACACGUACUGAGUGUAGCAAAUUUUUAGGCUUUUUUUAUUAUCGCCAUUACUGAUACACUAUAGAAUUUUACAAGCAAUGCGCUGCCAAAUGAAAUUAGUACAUGCUACAAGAAUUACAAAAAAAUCAUAAAAACAAUGAAGCCCAAAAAUGUAAAAAAAAGAUAAUAGCAUGCACUAUGGUGUGAUACACCAGUGGAAGUUUGUUUUUCACACACAUUUAUUUUCACAUUUGAACAGAGAAAUAACAUCAGAAUAUUCUUCAUAAAAUAGGGGAAGAUUUUAGGAAAAAUAUUCUGAACAUUCUAUUUCUCUGCAGUUACACAAGAAUCGCCCAAAACAGUAAGCACCUACCUUUGAAAAAAGCAGCGUUCUUCAAUUUACUACUUUACAUUUACAUAUUUCCCUAUUCGUAGCGGCAUGCAUGAGCUUACCGUAUCAAUCUAAUACAUUGAAAAGCUUUAAUAAUGAAUGGAACAAACCAAUGUAAAAUAAGAUCGUGUGCAAUUACACGAAUGUAUGAAUGUACGAAAUAAGUACCCUAACUUUUCUCCUAUUGUAGCUGUUUUAAACCGUGAAAUCUAUGAUAAAUUCUUUUCUCUGAACACGUGACUGUUUGUGACGGUAAGUUCAAACUAGCAAUGCCAGUAGCAUAUAUUUCCGUAACUCAAGACCCCUCGACUGCUACAUGCACAUCAUACGAGAAUGCAUCAUAGCCCUUUGCCUGCAGUCAACAUUACAAACAAUAGUAAUUAAAAGUAAUGCAACCAGUGAAAAAAUAAUCAAAAUGUACUUGACAUAACUUUCUUGAGAUAUACAUAUAUAUUAAAGGUAAGCAUCUUAUAAUUAUAGGAAGGCUUUAUACAAAACAAAAUAUAUAUACAUAGAAAUAUAUACACAAACACGUAUAAGUUAUACAUACAUAGAAUCUAUAUCUUGGUCCACUCUUACUUCAUACAACAAGAAUCACAGCUAAAGUGAAUGCAUACAGCAGCAGCAAAUGCAAAUAAUGCAGCGAACGAUCGUAGUUGAACAGCACGACCGCAAAUAUUGCGAGAAAGAUGGUAUAGAGGAAGUAGCACGAGAAACACAACAUACUACACAAAAAAUGGCUUAGAAUGUUACGAAACCACGUUGAGUAAGCAUAACCAUUGUAGGUGAAUAGAUUUUGGAGAAUGUUUAAAUACAAUGCAUAACGCAACACAAUGGAUAUAGCCCACAAUUUAGUCCUAUGAGUGGCAAGAUUUAAUAUAAUAUCUUUGAAAUAGAACCAACCAGGAAGCAAUGAAGUACGAAAACAUCUGUACCUCUCAGCCAUUCGUUAGUGGGACUGGUUUUCAGCUAUGGUCAAGCGAAACGAAACUCUUUGCACUCGCUUUGUUCGUACACCAGAGACAACGGAACUAAUCGUAUGCUAUCUCAGAGGUGGCUCCAGAUGAUUACUGCGCAGCAGAUGAAUCGCUGAAUGCAGGACGAAUAGAAAACAGACACUUGAACUAGCAAGCCAACUAGCGGAACGAUGACUGUAGCAUACCUGUAGUAAAUAAGAGAUAUCCGGUAGGUUGAAAAUUUCAAUCAAACAAAUAAGAGUAUAGCUAGUAGCCGAACAUGAAAGCAACUUGUAGUAAAGCAGAAUGCUUCUGACCGUACGUAAUCUUGGUAAAAACAGUUAAAAGAAUCUGUACAACGAGAAUGAUACUGUUUAAGAAGAAAGCGAAUGCAUGCAAUACUACCAGCAUUCUAGCAUUAGAAAGGAAAGGUACGCGUCGUAUUCUACCACAAACAACUAUCAGUACAGACGAAGAGAAAUCGCUAAAACGCCUGGUAAUUUGAAAUUUGGGGAAGAAUUUCAAAGACUGCCAUGCGUUUUGCAGGAGUAGGCAAAGAUGAGACACGAAAGGAGUAGACUGUUUCUAAAUGUACUAGAAAUGAUCAAAAACAAAUAUUAUUCUGUAGAAUCAAAUUUACUUAUAGUGCUUUUUUGAGAGCUUCUAUUUUCGUGUGUAGCUCAGUAGCUGAUUCAGUACAAUGAAGAUAACUUGCCAGUACACAUACGUUUUUUGCACAAAAAAUGCGUUCCAUGCGCAAUCAUUCUACAGAUACUUCUCAUUUACAGCCAGACCAGAGUAGCAAUAGCAACAAGUUGGUAGCAUUUAGAUGAUAUUUAGUGAUGUAGCACAAUAGAAGUACCAUUAGUGGCAUAAUCAUGAAACGACGACAACUGUGUACAACGCUGUACAUGUUUUAGGUUCUUUUGUGUAGCAAAACCAGGAGCAGGAAUAACGUAGGUACUAGACAGCUCAUUCAGAGAUUAGUGAAGUAAUGAACAAUUUAUCAGUAUGCCUACUAUUAGCUAUAGACCUUCGGGAACUAUUUUUCUAAUACUGUCUUGGCACCUGUCUGCCUUGUCUCCUGUUUACUAUACAUGGUCUCAACAUAAGAAGAUUUUUUUUCUACCGGCUCUGUUCUACUUUUCUAUACAGAGUUCGACAGAGUUAGCGACUAUGCUCUGGGUGACAUUGUCUGUGACAGUCUGCGACAAAACGCUACGUUCGAAAACGCUCGGCAAACAUACGAUAGCUACUGUAACCUACUACUACUGGACGUUAUAGUUGAUUCAUCACGGCAACAUGAUCACGAACAAUUUCAUUCCUAAAAGUGUGCUUCACCACUCGUCACAAUUCCACAUUUACAUACGUACAAACACAAAAACACACCACACAACUAAGAUAUGCAAGUAGAUUGUUUGAGGAAGAACGCUACAGCUAACGGUUGUAACAUACUAACUCAACUAGGCAGACAUGCUGCAACGCAGAUGUAAAACUUCAAGUGAAGUGAAUCUGGCCUGAUACAAAAAUGAAGCUAAACAUAGCAUAGGAGCGCGUGUGAAUGAGGUUUGAAAUAUGGUGAUUACUUUAUGCUAAUGGCAAAGCUAACGAAAAUGCACAAUAUGAAACAACUGUCGCAUGAAAAUCCAAGCUGCACACGACGAUGACUUACAUUACUGCAUACUCAAAUUGAGCGACAACUCUAUUAUGAAAAAAUACAAACCAAAACACGAAAAUGAAAAAUCUAGCUAAGAUGUAUCACUUUACAGAACCUAAAAUCUUUUAAUGAAACUUAUUUACUUUACAUAAACUAAAAAAACACAAA